AUGAGUGCUCGCGACGUAGUCUUGCUCCUCGUGAGCGUCGGUCGGUUUGGCUGCUUCGAUAAUAGGGCCGCAUCUCGCCAAGAGUGCGGUGUAUUUGGGCGAGGUUUAGCUCUCUUUGAGAGCUUCACUUCGUUGCUUUCUCUGUCGGCCUCUCUUCGGGAGUACGAUAUAUUCAUCCGAGCGUCUAUAGCGGGACUCGUUCAAGCUCUCUUCGAGGGUCUUGUCUUCCUGUGCUCUUUGGUUCCAGACGUUUGCCGCUAUUCCUUCGAGGAUGCGGUAUAUCUUGGCAAAUAUCGCGCUUCUCUUCGAGAUGUGAUGGUCUGCCAGACCCUGUGGUAA
Molecule: messenger RNA, 339 nt
Organism: Aspergillus luchuensis
Lineage: Eukaryota; Fungi; Ascomycota; Eurotiomycetes; Eurotiales; Aspergillaceae
Exons: 6
Coding region: 1-339 (112 amino acids)
Source: RefSeq, a predicted model, not a curated record